AUGUCAUGCCGGAGAUGGUUUGUACUGACGUCGGGAUAUUGCGUCUUGUUUCUUUGUUCUGGUUUUGCCUUCAAUGUGUCCAUCCUCAUUCCCGAGCUUCUCCAUACAUUUGGGAGGAGUAAAGCAGAGACAUCUUUGGUUCCAGCAAUCACGGCAGGAAUUGGUUAUGUAGCAGGAACCCCUUGGGGAAAGUGUGUGUCCAGACACGGAACUAGAAUUACUGGGAUAAGUGGAAGUCUGCUGGUCACACUCGGCCUGAUAUUUUCCUUUUUUGCAACAGGCAUCCCCUAUCUCAUUGUUACAAUCGGCGUAUUCACAGGACUUGGUUUUUCUGCGACUUUUAUCUCCGCAACAACGAGUAUCGGAGAGUACUUUAAUGGGAAAUCUAAGCUGAUGGCGUUAUCCUUCCUUUCAUUUGGAGCAGGAUGCGGAGGCAUACUUAUUCCCUUCAUCCUUAACGCUCUCAUUGACGAGUUUGGCUUGAGAGGUAGUUUACUCAUCAUGGGUGGAAUAAUGGCACACAUGGUGUGUUUGUUUUGUGUUUGCAAGCCAGUAUCUAUCGGCAUUCCACAAACUAAAGAAAAUAACUCUGAACAUAACUCAAAACAAGGCAGUUUUAGUUUUACUAAUUCGCUUAAAUCACUUGUCGCCAAUAAGGUUUAUAUUCUACACGUAAUAGCCAUGUGCUUUACACUUCCGGUUGUCAACUCGUCAAAGAUAUUCAUCCUUGAUUUCUUGAUGACCCAAGGUUUUAACUCUCAGGCUCGGAUUAAACUCUAUAUGUGUUUGGAAGUAGGAACAGCAUUAGGUGGAAUGGUACCAGGAUUGUUAAAAAAGUAUAUACCUCACACCAGCGUUCUUUUGAUCCCCGCAUUUUUUACAAUCGUCGGCACAACAGUGUGUGCUUUCCUUCCUACUGCAGAAACGUAUAUCGAUCACGCGUUACUCCUAGUCUGCCUUGGGUUGACAUUAGGAGUCAGUAUCACCACUGUGUCAAUGACGACAAUGAAACUCGUUGGACUGCAAAGCUACACUGUUGGACUUGGAAUCCUGAUGACGCUCAUUGGUAUCGGUAACAGUGUCGGUGGACCAAUAGCAGGUACAAACGAGUUGAUCUGUGUAAAGUAG
This is a messenger RNA of Pecten maximus, 1128 nucleotides long. Its product is annotated as monocarboxylate transporter 6-like. Gene Ontology annotation, molecular function: monocarboxylic acid transmembrane transporter activity. The transcript has 3 exons. The record is from RefSeq and is a predicted model, not a curated record. NCBI's taxonomy places the organism in Eukaryota, Metazoa, Mollusca, Bivalvia, Pectinida, Pectinidae. Gene Ontology annotation, biological process: transmembrane transport. Bases 1 to 1128 code for a protein of 375 amino acids.